Molecule: messenger RNA, 828 nt
Organism: [Torrubiella] hemipterigena
Lineage: Eukaryota; Fungi; Ascomycota; Sordariomycetes; Hypocreales; Clavicipitaceae
Source: the annotation of a GenBank genome assembly
AUGGUAGAUGAUAACUCAAUUGUUAUUAAAGCCGGUCGCCAUCUACUUCAAGAGCUAGUUACUCAAAGCUUUGUUCCCAACGACUGGCCCAACCAUUCUGGCAAGUCAAUAUACUUAAAGCAAGUGGCCCUUAUUACAUAUUUAGCUCAUAUCGGAAGCUAUGUUCCUGCGACAUCUGCAACCAUUGGAAUUACCGAUAAGAUUCUCACUCGAUUACCGACUCAGGAGAGCAGCACUGUGAAUGAGAGCUCCUUCGCCAUCGAUUUGAGACAAGUGAACCAAGUUAUCUGCCACCAAACCUCACGAAGCCUAAUAAUAGUUGAUGAAUUCGGAAAAGGAACAAACAAUGACGAUGGUGCUGGAUUGAUGUCGGCACUCUUGGUCUUCUUACAAAGGCUUGGGAACAGGGCUCCGCGCUCGAUCUUGGCAACUCACUACCAUGAUGCUUUGACUUGCCCUGUCGUUCAUCCAUCGAGAUUAAAAUUGGCACACAUGCAGGUAGUACCUAGAGAUUCUACAGAGGAUCCACUGGGAUGUUUGACAUAUCUAUUCUCUUUGCAGACUGGUCCAUGUACAUUGAGCUUUGGCACGUACUGUGCUUCAGUUAAUGGUAUGCCCAACGCUGUUGUUGAGCGUAGUCGCCAGAUUUUCAGUCAAUUAAGUGCAAACCGGCCAGCCAGCAGUUUGGACUUGUCUAUGACUGAGGAAUAUGAAUGCCGACUCAAAGUUGCCGAGACCGUGGCGAGGCAAUUUUUGGCAAUCAACUUCGAUUUGGAGAGUAUUUUAGUGGUAGACGAUUUGUCAAGGUUUUGGGAGAUUUUGACGUAA